UCAGAAGUGCACAGGAAAAAUAUUUCUGUGACGAUCUUGUUUCUCUAAAUAUUUUCAAAAAGCCUGAAAGUGAGGAACGUUUUAACAAGUCAUUACGUCGUCACUUAACAAUUGAAAAGAUGGGUUGUGGAAGCAGCCACUCUGAUAUACAUAUGGAUCUUGAGGAUAUGCCAAGGCACCGUCGGUCAAACAGUGACCUGGAUAACGAAUUCGAAAUUUCUGCAUCUCCCUGGACAAUGGAUAGCGAUUCUCCUCCACCAAAACAGGUAGAGAUAACACCAGAAACACUGGAAAAAUAUUUUGAGCUAGAGAAAGAAAUCCAAAGCUAUGAGAAAAGGCAUGUGAUGGAGAACUACCAAGUUAAAACAGAACAGUUAGAGAAACUCGAACAGAAAGUGACUCAGCUAGAAGAGUGUGAAAACCACCUUGAAGAACACGCGAUGGUACUUCAAGCUGUGGUGGAUGCUGAUAGUGACAAUGAUCAAUCGGUUAAACAGUUUCUCAUGGAGAAAACAGAGAGCGACCAAGAAUUAACAGCUGAACAAGAGGCUUUUGUAGACACUCUCAACCGUCAGGAAAUCAAUAAGACAGAACUGAUUACUACAACCAAACAACGAGAUGUCCUGAGAAAAGAUGUUGAAACUUUGGCUGCUGAAGGAGACAAACUAAAUAAUCUUUAUGAAGAACGUGACAAGUUUCUUGAUGGUAUUUUUGGAGGUGAAUAUGGCAGCGAGCUUGAAUACACUCUAGAAAAGGAACUAGAUAUGUUAAAGGAACAAAAACAGCAGGUGGAUCAAGCCUACUUUAAAUGGAAACGAAGUAAUGUGAUGGCUAAACAGGCUACUAGUCAAUUAGGAAUGGGAGUCCAAAAAUGGAAAGACCUGCCUGAGGUGGCUGUAAGCGAUUUGGAACAACGCUAUAUUUGUGCCGCCGAGGCACGGAAUAACUUUCUAGCUGCAAGUCAAAACCUGGAGGGGGCGCAGCGGUAUUUACCGAAUCUUGAGUUUCCAUACUGCAACAAAGAAGAAGUAGAAACACUCAAUCAGGCUAUCACAUAUAUAUUUACUGACAUGCAAACGCAAGAAAGACACGAGCACGCUAUGGCUUGCUAUUACGCUACCUACCGCCGAGCAGCAGCACUCUGUCAAUGGUUUGAUCAAGUACUGAACAAAACGAUUUCGCGGGACUUGUCUCAGCUAACGGACUUGUGUAACACGAAAGAAGCUUUGCUUCGUCGAGAGAGAAUUAGACUUAUUAGAAUUAAAGUAAGAGAAAUUACAGGAAAAGACGUCGAAUACAACAUAGACGCAGAAAGUGAAAUAGACGACACGCCUAUGAAUGAAGACAGAGUCCAGCUGUUUCAGGCCGCAAAAGUGUCUGGCAAAAAUGGAAACCUUGCCCCGACUCCAGAAAUGGCUCCAGUACCAACCCCAGUUCCUCUAUGUGACCUCGCGCCUCCUCCAUCCAAUGAGCAGAUAUUUGGUAAAAUCGAUGAAUUAAGAAAACGUCAUCAAGAAGAAGUUGAAGACUUCAAGAAAGGUCAAGCAAUGAACUACGCCAGAAUGGAAAUGGGGCUCAAAGAAAAGCUUAAUGAAAGACGCAAUCGACGCAAUCUGCGAGAAACACAAACGCGUAUGUUAGAAGCUCUUCAAACGUCACAAUAAGCACUUCUGACGAUGACCACCAGGUGACGCAUAUAUAAUGAUGCUAGACUGUGAUAUGAAUUGUGGUAUUUAUUUUUCA
Molecule: messenger RNA, 1743 nt
Organism: Limulus polyphemus (Atlantic horseshoe crab)
Lineage: Eukaryota; Metazoa; Arthropoda; Merostomata; Xiphosura; Limulidae
Exons: 13
Coding region: 120-1664 (514 amino acids)
Source: RefSeq, a predicted model, not a curated record